Molecule: messenger RNA, 2920 nt
Organism: Maniola jurtina (meadow brown)
Lineage: Eukaryota; Metazoa; Arthropoda; Insecta; Lepidoptera; Nymphalidae
Gene: Sf3b2
Product: splicing factor 3B subunit 2-like
Exons: 13
Coding region: 153-2798 (881 amino acids)
Biological process (GO): mRNA splicing, via spliceosome
Cellular component (GO): precatalytic spliceosome; U2 snRNP; U12-type spliceosomal complex
Source: RefSeq, a predicted model, not a curated record
UGUUUUUGUCUAUGAUCAUUCAACUAACCUGAAACCUCUGAGUAUAUUAAAUUUGUUAUUGUUAUUUAAAAUAAUUGAUAUUCCAUGAUUUAGCUUUACAUAAAUUGAGUUCAUUAAAUAAAUAGUAUUUAUUUUGUUAAAAAGCACACGGUAUGGACGGUCAUGGGCCAUCCGGCACCGGUUCCACCAACAGUGGGCCGAUGGGACCGCCGGGCAUUUCAAGUUUUCCCCCUAUGCCACCGCCACCUAUGGUGCCAGGAGGGAUGCCUCCACCACCUGUAGGGCCUCCUGGAGCGAUGCCCCCGGUUAGUUCGACUGGUGGUCCCCCAAAUAUGCCUCCGAACAUGGGUCCUCCACCGGGUAUGAUGGGCAUGGGCCCACCUGGUAUGGGCCCUCCGCCUCCGCCUGGGAUGGGUCCUCCUCCAGGAAUGGGUAUGGGACCGAUGGGACCACCAGGGAUGCCGCCGCGAAUGCCGCCGGGGAUGAUGCGUGGACCAAAUAUGAAGGGUAAUUUUAAUCCAGCAAUGGAUAUGGGCCCGCCUGGUAUGGGGCCUCCACCAAAUAUGGGUCCGCCGGGCAUGGGUCCUGGGAUGUCGCCUUGGGAAGCACAAGGACCACCGUCCGGCCCACCAGGGUGGGGACAUCAGGGAAGAGGAGAUGGUCCUCCCGGCUGGGAUGACCACAUUGACGACAGAGACGACGAUGAUGACAUAGACAACAAUGAUUCAGCCCCACCUCCUGGCUCAUCAUUACCUUCUUUAUUGACCAUGAAGAUAGAUACACCUGAAGAGUUUAGAAAUAAACCGCAAGCUCCCCCAGGUACAGGUGGUGUUGUAUUGCCAAAAGCUUUAGAAGAAGCCCUAGCAUACAAGGAUCAAAGACAGGCUGCAUUAGGAAAUGACAAUGAAAAAGCAGCCAGCAAGCAAAUGCAAGCACCACCUGCACCCGUGAUCAGCACAGAGUAUGAUGCUGAGGAGGAAGGGGAUUCUGACGAUGACAACAUACCUGAAGCACCAAUGCCACCUGUUAUUUCCAAACAAGAGGUUCAAGCCAACAAAGCAAAUAAAAACAAACGAAAGAAGAAAAAGAAGAAGGUCGCCAAACAGAAGCGUAUAGAAGCCAAGAAGCAGGACACGGUCAAAACAAAGAAUCAGACACCAAGUGACAAGAAAUCUAGUGACAAAGAAAAUGCCAAGGAAGUUGAAAUUGAGUAUGUCCAGGAAAACAUCCAAUUCCACGAGAUGGAGCCAAUGUACCGUCAGUUCCAUCGUAUUCUGGAAGCUUUUAAAAUCACAGAGCAGAAGGAUGAGUCAAAGGACGAUCUGGGCAAAGAUGCGCCCAAACCGCUAAACAAGCCCCAGGAGAAGGUCACAGAUCAGUUUGCAGCUGAUGAGGAGGCUGUUGAGAAACACGCAGCAGAUGAAAAAGAGCGUCUAUCUAAGCGCAAAUUAAAGAAGCUGUCGCGGCUAUCGGUCGCCGAGUUGAAGCAACUGGUUGCGCGACCAGACGUAGUGGAGAUGUACGACGUGACCGCGCGCGACCCCAAGCUGCUCGUGCAGCUGAAGGCGCACCGCAACACUGUGCAGGUGCCGCGACACUGGUGCUACAAACGCAAGUAUUUGCAAGGCAAGCGUGGUAUAGAGAAGCCGCCGUUCGACCUGCCCGACUUCAUCAAGAAGACUGGCAUCAUGGAGAUGCGAGCGUCCUUGCAAGACAAGGAGGAGACCAAGACGCUCAAGGCCAAGAUGCGGGAGCGCUCGCGACCUAAACUCGGCAAGAUCGAUAUCGACUACCAGAAGCUGCAUGAUGCUUUCUUUAAGUGGCAGACGAAACCCCGCAUGACAAUCCACGGUGAUUUAUACUACGAAGGCAAAGAGUUUGAGACCCGACUGCGUGAGAAGAAGCCAGGCGACCUUUCCGAAGAGUUGCGCACCGCACUCGGUAUGCCAGUUGGGCCCGGGUCACAUAAGGUCCCGCCGCCGUGGCUGAUCGCGCAGCAGCGCUACGGGCCGCCGCCCUCGUACCCCAACCUCAAGAUCCCCGGCCUCAACGCGCCCAUCCCCGACGGCUGCGCCUUCGGCUACCACGCCGGCGGCUGGGGCAAGCCGCCCGUCGACGAGGCCGGCAAGCCGCUCUACGGCGACGUGUUCGGCCACCAGAGCCAGGGGCAGGAUGACGCUGAGGACCAGGAUAUAGACAGGACCAUGUGGGGUGAACUAGAAUCUGAAUCUGAGGAAGAAUCGGAAGAAGAGGAAUCCGACGAGGGCGAGGGUGAGAAGCCGGGAGAAGGGGAAGUGGCAGCCGGAGUGGCAACACCAGGCGAGGGUCUCGUCACACCGCUCGGCAUUAGCUCCGUGCCGCCAGGUGUGGAGACACCCGAUACCAUAGAACUGAGGAAGAAGAAGCUCGACUCUGACAUCGAGGGUGGCGACACUCCUGCGUUGUACCAAGUAUUGCCGGAGCGACGCGUGGGGCUGACGGCCGGCAUGAUGGCCUCCACCCACGUCUACGACAUCAACGCAGCUAAUCCUGGUAAACGAGCAGUGAGCACAUCGGGGGCCACGAGCGAAGCGGCGGCGGGCGGCGUCGAAGUAGCACUUGAUCCGUCAGAGUUGGAACUGGAGCCCGAGGCGGUAGCGGCGCGGUACGAGCGACAUCUACGAGAGACGAGGCCUAAGGGACGGGAAGAUCUGUCUGACAUGCUUGCUGACCACGUCGCCAGACAAAAGAACAAACGGAAAAGGCAGCAAAAUACAGACUCGAAGCAAGCGAAAAAAUACAAGGAAUUCAAAUUUUAAUUGUCCGUUUAAUAGUCUAAGUUUAAUUACCGUACAAUAUUUGUGUAUGUGUGAUGAUAUUGUAAUUAAGUUCGUAUCGUAUGUAUUACCUGAUGAAAAUAAAACACUUACAUAUAAUAAUU